Molecule: messenger RNA, 4587 nt
Organism: Schistosoma mattheei
Lineage: Eukaryota; Metazoa; Platyhelminthes; Trematoda; Strigeidida; Schistosomatidae
Source: the annotation of a GenBank genome assembly
AUGGAAUCAUUGGUUGUAAAAGCUCAAAGUUUAAUCAAGUCCAGAAUGUUCUCAAGUAGUGCAUAUGUGGGCGAUGUUGGUAAAUCAAAAGCGUCUGAUAUAUCUGACAAGUCAUUGUUCGCGAGCAAUACGCCUGUCGGUAAUAUAGCAAUGAAUAUGGCCACCUAUAUAAUGCAAAGAUAUCAUACGUUGAUUAGUAUAUGUGAUAGUCGAUCUGAAACAUCUCAAACUGCACAAAAGAUGGUUGAAGAAUUAUUAAAUUCAUGCCGAAAUUAUGAUCAUUGGGCUUGUGAAUUUCGAAUCAAAUUGUCUGAUGUAGAUUUUAUGCUGAAUUCAUAUGAUUCUCAUUCCAUCCCCUUACAAGAAUCAGACAGAUAUUCAUCAAUUCGGUUAUCUAUAGUUGAUCUAGAAACUAGAAUUGAAUCAGGUGAGAGUUUUGUUCAACAUAUUAAAGAUUGGACAGAUCAUUAUAUGACAGAAUUAUUAGUACAGGUUAACCAGCGACGUUCAGAACUCGAAACUCUAAGCCGUUUAGCUAAGAUAAGCAAUGAAAAUUCCGAUCAUGACAAUGAGUUAUUGCAUUGUGAUUGCAAACUGAAGAGUGUUACAAGUUAUGCUGAGACGGAUUACCAAGUACUUAAGGAGAUGGUUCGGUCAUUACGCAAUCGGUUUGAAAAAAUCAUCCAAAAUGUUAAUCAACGAAGUUUAUCACGAGACAAAUUCACCGCAUGGAUUGAUACUACGGAAAGUCAAUUGGAUUUGAUUAAUACCCAUAUGAAUCUGUCUGGUUUGUCCAAGAUCAUUUUGGAAGCACCCAUGGAUGAUUUUGACAGAUUGAUAGAAAAGGUUAUAAAUUAUAUGCUUACUGCUUCAGAAUCAAUCACUCAGUUAACUGUAGACAUUAGAAAACAAGGUGCAGAGAUUAAGAAUUCAGACUAUACCGAUGAAAAUUUACGAAAUCGUUUUGAUCAAUUGACUGAAAAUAUUCAUUCAACUCAUCAAGAUAUUUCAAGUUGUUUAAAAUUGUUCCAUCAGUUUCAAAAUGAAGUACAAAACUUCUCCAGUUGGAUAUCAGAUUGCGAAAAUAAAUUUAUUCGUCUAUCCGAUGGUGAUUCGAAUCAACUGGCAAUGUUUCUUCAGUCAAACAGUUCAAUAAUGAUCAUGAAUGAUAAUGAUAAUGAUACUGAACAAAUCAUGCAUCAACUAGAUAUUUCUUGUCGACAUUCAAUAUGUCAGCUUACUGAAGCUAAACACAAGUUAUUGAUUAUAAAAGAAAUUAGCUCAUCUCUUGAGAAUCGAGGUCACCAGUUGAACAAACAAUUAAUUGAAUCUGGUGAACAAUUAACUAGCAAGUUGAAAAUUCUGGAAGAGUUUUCCAUGGGAGGAGUUCAAACUAGGUCCGUUGGAGGGGAAGAUGUUGGAAGAUCCCUUAGCACAUUAGAAUCAUCAGAUCGUUUAAGCGUAAUCAUUCAAAAUUAUAUAGAUCAAUUACAAUGUCGUUUAAUCAGAUUGGACAAAAUUCAAACUGUUUUCACUAUCAAUUUAACUGAGUUAGUAGAUUGUUGGUCUGACUGGAAAAAUAGUUUUGACAGAUUAAUUGAUUGGUUGAAUGGAACUGCUACAAAUCUAAGGCGCCCAAUUUUCCAUUCACUCGAUUCUUUAUCAACUAAACAACAAUUGGCUAACAGUUUGAAGGCAUUUUAUCAAGAUUGUGUUGGAAAGAAGGUGGAUUUUGAUAUGUGCUUGUUAAAAGCUAAUCAUUUGAAAAGUUUGGCAUCAAGUUGUAAUUUACCUGAUCAAAGUGAACAAUUAUUUGAACAAUAUAGGAAUACAUUGGAUACAGCAUAUGCUGCGUUACAACAAAUGCAAAAUGCAGUUGAAAUUCAUGAACAAUUCGAUCAAGUUGUAUCCCGUACUACUCAAUGGCUUGAAAGUUUGACUUCAAAGCUGAAUAAUCUGUCUGCUAAUGACAAUACUGAUCGUGUUGGAUUAGAGCAAAAUUUACUGACCUGUCAAAAUCUUUCAGAAACUAUCAAAUGUCAAUCAGAAACUUAUAUUUCUCAAUUAGUUGAAUUGGCCGAUCAAGUUUGCCGUACGACUGAUUCAAUGACAAAUAAAGAAAUAUUAGAUAAGGUCGAUGUAUUUCGUCAAUUAAUUCGUCAAAAUAUACAACAGUUAACAGAUAUUCAAUUAAGCAUUGAAUUAAAAUUAAAUACAAUAAAUGAUUGGGAAAAUGUAAAAUCUGUCAUUGUCAGUAUUUUGAAUUCAAUAUCACAAACGAUACUAACAGUUUUAUUGGAAGAGAAGACAUCUAUAGAACAAAUUCAACCAAUGACAUCAACUGUUUUACUAACUAUAAAAGAGGAAACUUUAAAAAAAUUUGACAAUGUCAAGCAAGAAUUGGAACCAGUUCAAUUAAAAAUUGAUGAAUUAAAGAAAUAUACAGAGAAAUAUAUCGAAUUUGAGCAUAAAUUAAAUGUCACGCAACAAGUUGAUCAACUAUUUGAUAAAUACUCUAAAAUGCAAAAGGAAGUUGAAAUUUGCUUAGUUAAAACUAACAAAGAAUUACAAAAUCUUCGUACAUUUCAUACAAAAAUUGAUGAAUCCAAAAAUUGGAUACUACAAAUCUCUUUAAAAUUAAUGGCUAUUCAUGCUACCGAUCCGGAUGGACCAAAAGGUGUUAUACGUUUAGGACAAGCAGAAAAUGAAUUACGUAAACGUCUCAUUACAUAUCGUGAAGAGAAUUUAAAAGAAUUAAAAUUGUUUAUUGCAAAUUGUCCAUCAGAAAAAGAUUUAACCAUUGAAACAGAUCGUGUGAUACAAUCAUUAUUUCAAACACCUAGUGGUGUAUCAAUUACAGUUGCUGAACAAAUUAUGGAGAAUAUGAAUAGAAUAAAUGAUCCUAUUCAAUCAGAAAAAAUUGGGGAUAAAAACGAACAGAAACACUUGUUAAUUGAAGAAGAUAAAAAAAGCACUUCUAGUCAAAUACCUCUUGCAAAUGAUUACAAUACUGGUCAUUCUAAAACUUGGGCAGAAUUAUUCUCAUUAGAAGUUGUUCAAUUAGAGUCAAGUUGUGAAAAUUUAGAAGUUAUGUGUAAACGUAUCAAAGAUAGACUAAUGGAACAACAAAAACGGUGGGCUAAAUUUGUUUCACUUCUUAUCCGGAUUGAUAAAUUUUUACGCAUAGAACUUUCUAAAUGGUGGUUGACAAAUUCGAAAAAAUUUAUCAAUAAUGCUGAUGGUACAGUGGCUACUAUUGAUGGUAACGCUGAUGAUAAUGAUAAGUGUGAUGUUGAUAAUGAUGACGAUGAUGAUGUAUCAAUCAAUGAUGAUAAAUCACUUCAGUCUGAAACUUCAAAAGAAGUAGAAUUAGUAUUUUAUGAAGAAAAUGUACUACUUCAAAAAAAUGAACAACAAACUAAAAUGCCAAAAUCAUCAUCAACAAUAACUUCCCCAUCUAUACAAGAAUUAUUAGCUCAAAUAACAAAUGUUAAAGCUAUGCACGCUAAAAUACAAAUUUAUCUACAAGAGCUGUCAGCUGUUAAGCACCGAUGUUCAACACCACCUCCUCGUCCAACCAUAUCUACAAAUAAUAAUAAUUAUUAUAAUAAAACCACUCAAAAUGUCAAUUUUGCUCUAUCUAUUAAUGAUUUACCAACUAAUAAUACUACAUCCACUAAUUAUGAGUUAUCCAAUAUGAAUGCGCAAAUAUCUGAAGAGAAAAUGCAUGCUUUAAGUGGUUUGGAACUACGUCGAAGAGCCUCCCAUAUGAAUGAACAACUUGAAAAAGAAUUAAAACAAUUAGAUAAAUAUAUUGAAAAUUUACAAGAUUUAAAAAUACGAUGGGAUCAACAACAUUUAUGUGAAAUAGAAUUUCUGAAUUGGUUACAUAAUAAACAAACUGAAUUUGAUCAAAUUAUUCAUUCACAACAUAAUCUAUCUCAUAAUGGGAAAAUACAUUCUAAUUCUGAGAAUAAUAAUAAUAAUAGUUAUUAUUAUUCACAAUUAUGUAAUUCAAUGGAUACAGUAUGUUUAGAAAAUUUACUCAAUGAAUUAAAUUCUAAAAAAUCAAUUAUUAAACAAUUAAAAUAUCAAUCAAAAUUAUUGAUUAAUAAUAAUAAUAAUAAAUCAAUUUAUUCACAUAAUAUUCAAUUAAUUGAACAUGAUUAUAAAAUAUUUAUCAAAAAAAUUCAAGAUCAUCUUAAACAUCGUCGUUUACUUACAAAUCAAGUUAUAGAAGCUACUAAAUUAACUGAUAAAUUACAUACGGAUUUACAUCAAGUUGUAAAACGUUCAAUAGGUAUUAAUAUUGUACAAUGUUCAAUGGAUAAGGAACUUAAAAAAAUUGGAUGGGAACAUUCCAAUGAAAGAUUCAAUGAUAUCAACAAAACAUCUAAUCAAUAUAAAAUCUCUAAACAACCAUCUUUUGGUGUAAGUAAUUCAAAUUUAUUAGUAUCAAGUUCAGAGAUAAAACAAUCUGAUCGAGUACCGACACCAAUUCCAUUGUCAGAUGUACAACCUCUAUCAUCAAUUAGUCAAUCAGAUUUUAAUACACAUAAACCUUUAGAAAUAAAUGUGAAAGGGUAA